This is a messenger RNA of Betta splendens (Siamese fighting fish), 1628 nucleotides long. It is a transcript of the gene snai1b, whose product is annotated as snail family zinc finger 1b. Gene Ontology annotation, molecular function: DNA-binding transcription factor activity, RNA polymerase II-specific; RNA polymerase II cis-regulatory region sequence-specific DNA binding. Lineage: Eukaryota; Metazoa; Chordata; Actinopteri; Anabantiformes; Osphronemidae. Gene Ontology annotation, biological process: regulation of DNA-templated transcription. The record is from RefSeq and is a predicted model, not a curated record. The coding region runs from base 157 to 1008 and encodes 283 amino acids. The transcript has 3 exons.
UAUAUGAGGAGGAGAAGUUCGCUGGUCUCCACCAAGCUCCAGCCAGCCUUAGUGGACGUGAGGAUCUAACCGAGGAGCUCCGUCCAUCUACAGCUGUCUCACGGACACAUCCUCGCACCUGAGCGCACGUCUGUGCCGCAGAGUCCGGCGUUCAUCAUGCCUCGUUCAUUCCUUGUGAAGAAGUAUUUCCCCAACAAGAAAGCGUGCUACAGGGGGAGUCAGCUGGAGAGCCAAACUGCCUUUGUGCCAGAAAGCUUUCCCCGGGCCGAGCUUCCUACGGAGGACAACAGCGCGGCGCUGACCUGCUUCCCCGCCAUGUUCUUCUCCAGCGCGGACCCCGUCCACCCACCGCUGUCCCCCGCCGCCCCCGCCUCCCUCCCCCCCUCGCCCCUCGGCCCCCUGGACCUCAGCAGCUCCCCCUCCGGCAGCAGCGGCGACGAGGAGGAGGACGGCGGGCGCACGUCGGACCCGCCCAGCCCCGACCCGCUCCAGCACCAGCACCAGCACCAGCACCAGCACCAGCACCAGCACCUCUACCACUGCCUGCACUGCACCAAGAGCUACGGCAGCCUCCCGGCGCUGUCCAAGCACCAGCUGGCCCACCGCCCGCCGGCCCGCGGGCCGCCCGCGCCCCCGGCGCCGCCCGCGGCCCCCGAGGUGGCGGCGCGGCCCGCCUUCCACUGCAAACACUGCCCCAAGGAGUACAGCAGCCUGGGGGCCCUGAAGAUGCACAUCCGCUCGCACACGCUGCCCUGCGUGUGCCCCACGUGUGGCAAGGCCUUCUCCAGGCCGUGGCUGCUCCGGGGCCACAUUCGCACGCACACAGGUGAGCGUCCCUUCGCGUGCCAGCACUGCAACCGGGCCUUCGCCGACCGCUCCAACCUGCGCGCCCACCUGCAGACCCACUCCGAGGUCAAGAAGUACCAGUGCGGCUCCUGCUCGCGCACCUUCAGCCGCAUGUCGCUGCUGCACAAGCACAACGCGUCCGGGUGCUGCCCCGCCUCGUAGGCCCGGACGGGUGGGUUCUGUUGGAGCCGGGUCACUCAGAGGACAUGUGAAGUAUGGAUGCCAGCAUUCCUCGCUCCAGGAGGGGAUCGAAGGAGAAGAUGCAGCUUUUACAACUUUUUAAGUGCCUUAACUUCUGGACUCUUUAGGUUUCGGGUCAUUCUUUGUCCUGUGUGUUUGUGUACGGGGGGGUCGGGGGGCAACUGGGCCUGUGAACUGCCAGGAACCCCGUCGGUGCCGGCCGGUCCGGGACUCUGGCCAUGUUGCAGCUGCUUGGGCGUGUUUGUGUGUCUGUGUAUGUGGGGAUGUCAUUCCUCACCGUGUGUGUGUCUGUGAGUGUGUGUGUGUGUGUGUGUGUUGGGACAGCUGUCUGUGCAUGGUGCAUUGUGGAGGCGGUGGUGGUGAGAGAUGCGUUGGCUGUGACCUCGGUGACAGGUGACCCUCUGCUCACUCCCGCUCAUGCCACAAACACUUUCCACACACACUCAUAAUGUGUGUGUGGACAUUAAAGGACCAAACACAAUUUGCCUUUAACACUGGGCAUGUUAUUAAGGGGAGUUUUAUGAUUUUUUUGAACAUGUUGUUCACUGUUUUGCAUUUUUGCCACAUGUAAAUAAAAGCAU